UUCUUGGCUUUGCUAACUACUAAAACAGAAAAGCGACACCUACUACAGUGGGACAGUGACAUUGCAUACCGGAAAGGAUCAACGAAAAUCUGGGUACCCAAUUACCCUCCUUUGCGUCAGUUACUACUCGAAGAAUACAAUGACGUCCUAUACGCUGGACACUUCGGUAGCAACAAGACGCUGACCGGUAUUGCAAAGCACUACUACUGGCCCCACUUGGCAGAAGAUGUUCAGAAAUUCGUCACCUCGUGUGAUACAUGUCAGCGGAUCAAGAGCAGCAAGCAGAAAAAAGCAGGUCUGCUACAGCCUCUUCCUGUCCCAGAACAACCAUGGCAAGUGGUAAGCCUAGACUUCAUCAUCGGGCUACCCACUACUACAAGCGGUCAUGACGAGAUCCUCGUCGUCAUUGACCAGUUCUCCAAAAUGGGACACUUCAUCCCGACACACACGAUAGCACGCACGAAGAAACAGCACAACUCUUCGUUCGAUACAUCAUCUCACAGCAUGGCAUUCCAAUCACACUUAUCUCCGACCAAGACCCCAAGUUCACCAGCAAGUUCUGGAAGGAACUUAGGUCUCUACUCGGGACCAAACUCUCCAUGUCAUCCGCCUACCAUCCGCAGACAGACGGACAGACCGAGCGCCUCAACCAGAUUGUUGAGCAACUCUUCCGAGCAGCCUGCAAGGAUGAGAUCUCCAAAUGGGACUUGCACCUGCCUCCAUCUCCCAUCUAAACUUCGACCUCGCUUCUGCGGACCUUUCCUCGUUGAAGCACAGGUCACUCCUAUUACCUUCCGCUUACGCCUACCAGCAACCUGGAAGAUUCACAAUGCCUUCCAUGUCCAACUGAAGCCCUAUCGGGAUCCGAACACGAUCUUCGUCGGACGCCAACCGCCGCCGCCGCCACCCGUCCUCGUCCAGAAUGAACCCGAGUACGAGGUCGAGUCCAUGCUUGCACACCGCCAUCGUCGGAAUGGCGCCGUGGAGAUUCUCAUUCGUUGGAAGGGUUAUGAUCCUUCUGAGGAAAGCUGGGUACCUGAGUCCGACAUGGGUAAUGCCCGUCGUCCUCUGCAUGACUAC
Molecule: messenger RNA, 1080 nt
Organism: Closterium sp. NIES-67
Lineage: Eukaryota; Viridiplantae; Streptophyta; Zygnematophyceae; Desmidiales; Closteriaceae
Source: the annotation of a GenBank genome assembly